CACAACCCUUCUUCUCCACCAGUAGCAGCGCUGCUGUCUUCCCACAGGAGAACUGGGAGGACUGCUAGAGUCUGCAUCACAACCCUUCCCUCCCCUCCUUUUUUUUCUUCUUUUUCUUUCCUUGCUUUGGGAUCUUGCUGCUGGAGACGGGAGAUGUUCAGAGAAGAGGAGGAGGAGGGACCACAACAGAGUCGGCAGCAGUGGUGGCACUGGGGGCAGCUUGGCACAGAGCGGCGGCUAGACUGUCCUCAGCAUCUCUUCCAAGUCCUCACUGCCCCGACAAGGAUGUGAGGAAGAAAAACCUCUUCUGCUGCUCUCCUGACUCAAGCCUGCCCUCUUCUAAGGGAGCACUCGCUACUCUUCUUCUCUGAUCCAGAGACUGCUUUUCAGCCUUUGGGGGUGCUACGUGCUUUGGACCUUUUCCCUUGUUCAGUCUCUCGCAGACCCUCUUCCCACUGCCCCGGGACAGCAAAGAGGAGAUCUGGACCAGUAGCGUGGCCGAUUUAAAAGGCUAUUAACAGUGAAAGACCACCGCCCUUCCCCCUCCAGCCACCGUGUGCCAGCCUUUCCAGCCACUCGGGUCUUCAACACAACUCUCGAAGAGAAAAAGAAGGGGACCUGGAAGGAACCCCUACUCACCUGCUAAUCUGAAGAACUGAGGGUGGGAGAAGGAAUCCCAGCCGCUUUUCCCUUUGGCCCCCUAACCUGCUCGCUGCGCUCACAUCCCUAACCAACUCGCCCCUCCGUGGGUCUCCCCUUGUACCCCGCUCCCUCUGACUGCCAUGCACUGAGUCCCCUGGCCCUGGGACGUCCCUAUGGGGAGGGCUCCCCACCAAGCUUCGUGAACUAAGAAAAGAAGGCGGCGGCGGCAUUGGGGCGCAGAGCGCCCCGGGUUCCGAGCUGCGGCUCGGAGGUGCCCUGCCCCCCCGACCCCGGUGUGCCCCCUGGAAGGCCUGGAGGGGCCCCACGGGGGCUAGGGGGGUUGGGGGUGAGCGCACCAUGAAGUCCCUCCUCUUCAGUCGCUUCUUCAUCCUCCUGCCCUGGGUACUCAUCGUCAUCAUCAUGAUCGACGUGGACCCCCGCCGCCCCGCGCCCCACCUCGGCCCGCACCCUCACUUCUCCCGGUACGCGGGCGGCCGCUGGGGCGCAGCUCCGCGCCCCGGCGUCCCGCGGCCCGCGCUGCUCCCUCGGGACGGCGGCCCCGACGGCGGCCCCCAGCGGGGCGCCGAGCAGGCGCGCAACCGCUCGCAGCCGCCUCCCCCUCAGCCGCCGCCGCCGCUGCCCACCAUCUAUGCCAUCACCCCCACCUACAGCCGCCCGGUGCAGAAAGCCGAGCUCACGCGGCUGGCCAACACCUUCCGGCAGGUGGCGCAGCUGCACUGGAUCCUGGUGGAGGACGCCGCCGGCCGCAGCGAGCUGGUGAGCCGCUUCUUGGCCCGAGCGGGGCUUCCCAGCACCCACCUGCACGUGCCCACGCCCCGGCGCUAUAAGCGGCCCGGCCUGCCGCGGGCCACGGAGCAGCGCAAUGCCGGCCUCGCCUGGCUGCGCCAGACUCACCGGCACGAGCCUCAGCGGCCGCAGCCCGGCGUGCUCUUCUUCGCCGACGACGACAACACCUACAGUCUGGAGCUCUUCCAAGAGAUGCGUACAACAAGAAAGGUCUCUGUCUGGCCAGUGGGCCUUGUUGGUGGGCGGCGCUAUGAACGCCCCUUGGUGGAAAAUGGCAAAGUCGUAGGCUGGUAUACAGGCUGGAGAGCUGAUAGGCCAUUCGCCAUAGAUAUGGCAGGGUUUGCUGUGAGUCUUCAAGUGAUUUUGUCCAAUCCAAAAGCUGUAUUUAAGCGCCGUGGGUCCCAGCCAGGGAUGCAAGAAUCUGAUUUUCUAAAACAGAUAACAACAGUUGAGGAACUGGAACCAAAAGCAAACAACUGCACCAAGGUUUUGGUAUGGCACACUCGAACAGAAAAAGUGAAUUUAGCUAAUGAGCCAAAGUACCACCUGGAUACUGUUAAAAUUGAAGUCUAACUUGAGGAGGCAAACAGGGCUUGCAUAACCAUGAAGGACAGCUGGCUGGGGGAAAGGACGCCUCCUGAAGCUUAGGCUACAAAAGCAAUCAAGUAUUGCUCAUUAUUCUACAGUGCAACAGCCCUGAUUUUCAUCUGAUGGACAUUUGUAUAAACAAAUCAGAUGGUAUAAAAAUGGAUGUUUUGUCUCCCCUUGGUUUGCAUGUUUCUCCCUCCCCAUUUCUGUUACAAUCACCUGAAAGAUCCAUAGAUCAUUAAGAGAAAAUGAUACUUGCAAGAGAACUACUUGCUUUUUAUGGUUUUUUUUUCCUUGCUUCUCUUCUUGCUCCUUCUCCCCCCAACAUCUUAAUUGGUGAAAUUGAACAAGUUUUUAGGAACAAAUGAGUGAUAUUUUGUCAAGUAAAAUGUUCCUGAUCUCUCAGUACUAAAUGAUUUCUAUAAGAUCAGUGGCAAAAUAUAGCUAAGGAAAUAAAACCCACAGGAAAAGUGGAUGGAUUCAUCUGUUUAAUAUAGGGAAAUAACAUUUUAUCAAUACUAGGCACCAUAAAAUGUAAACACAAUUACUGUCAUAAACCUGGAUAUACCUUCAAGGAUUAAAAGUACUAUUUUGUAGAUACCCUGUACGCAUCUAGUGCAAGGAGUGCUCUGCAGUUUAGCACUGUGUACAUAAGAAAUAAUCCCAAUUGUGGGAGACUCAGAGAAAAGUCUUGGGAUUUCUUUAUUCUUUGAACAGAUUAAAUUUUGUGGUAACAUCCAGGUUUAUCUUCCUUUCACUAACCAUGUUCCCUGUUAAGCACACCAUAACAACAUCACAGUGAAAUGAAUGAUGAAAUAAAAGAAUUUUGAUACAUUAGAAAACAGUGUUCAGUGAUACAUUUACAUUCUAUUUAUAUGAUUAAACAUCUUCUCAUAUAGUACCUUUCUACAGGAUUACUGGCUAAUUUGGGGGCAGGGUUUAUGCUGUUAGAGGUAUUACUAACAUGAUAACUACUUCCCUUAUAUGUGAACAGUAGACCUAUAAUCUUAUUGAGAAUAAAACUGAUUAUGUAAAUUGACUAAGCAGCUUCUCCAAGAAUAUGGUUUAUGAAAUCAU
Sarcophilus harrisii (Tasmanian devil) is the source of this 3114-nucleotide messenger RNA. It is a transcript of the gene B3GAT2, whose product is annotated as beta-1,3-glucuronyltransferase 2. Gene Ontology annotation, biological process: carbohydrate metabolic process; chondroitin sulfate proteoglycan biosynthetic process. The coding region runs from base 1000 to 2022 and encodes 340 amino acids. Gene Ontology annotation, cellular component: Golgi membrane. The record is from RefSeq and is a predicted model, not a curated record. The transcript is spliced from 4 exons. Lineage: Eukaryota; Metazoa; Chordata; Mammalia; Dasyuromorphia; Dasyuridae. Gene Ontology annotation, molecular function: galactosylgalactosylxylosylprotein 3-beta-glucuronosyltransferase activity.